UCAAUGUUCAGACCACUACGGUUGCAUUUUAAUGGGGCUCAGCAUCACAUAGGUGACGAGAUAGCAAUUGGGAUGGGCAUCUGAGCAGAAGUGCGGACCUUUAAGAUGAUUCUGAGCAGAGGUUAUAAAAAACACCAUGAGGCUUUUGCCUCUCGCUUUCCCAAAACAGACCAAGGAGAACUGACAGUUGGACAAUGAAGUCCUGGCUCCUAGUUAUCUCAUGUACAUCAAGGACUACAAAUCCCAUCUGAUCUCAACUGCAUUAUGGCGGCCAGACCAAUGGAUCUCAUAGAGCCACUGGAGGGUGAAGAUGUGGGGGAGGAAUUUUCAAGGAAGAAAAAAUCCAAAUUUCAGAGUUUUAAGAACUUCUUUGCCAAGAAGAAGAAAAACAGAGAGGUGCCAUCUCCCCUGGGAGAGGCCAAACUGAAGCCGAGCCAAUCCAGUAGUGACCUCAGUGCCCCUAACCUCAACUCCAGUGUUCUCCAUUUGCCAACUGAGCCAGGAUCCAAAGGGAGCAUGGGAAACAAAGCCUUAUCGCAUGACAGUGUCUUCAUUUUUGAAUCAUUACCAGAUGUAGCAGACAAAACAUGCUCACAAGAAAACCUUCCAGGGAAUGUGAAAGCCUUGCAGCUUCGGUUACAGGAGAACAUCCAGCUUGGUUCACCCCCUCUUAUCAUAACUUGCAAAAAACCAGAAGACGCGGGUGCCAUUUCAGAAGAUGAUGGGUUACCCAGAAGCCCUCCAGAAAUCUCCACCCUUCAUGACAUCCUGACCUGCUCUACAAAUAAAUCUUCCAACCCUGUCCAGCGCCAUAGCUCUUUGAGUUUAGGUGGGACAGACAGUGAAGAUGACCAGGUCACCUCAGACUCCAUCUCCAGGCCGCUUAGCCCAGUCUCCCCAUCAAUUCUUGGGAGUCCUGCCUUGCCAACUGGCCACUCGCUUCCUGUUGAUUUUAACAGCCCCGCCACUCCGUUGGGCUGCCUAGACACUUCAGCAGCCCGGCACAAGAUGGCAGUGAAUCCACGGAAGCAGAAAGCCUUUGCCUACAAAACCCCAAGUCUUUUGAUGGAACCGCUGGAGAAGGAGCAAUGCUCUCUCAGAACUGGUGAAGGAAAAUCAAGCCACACAAAAUCACUUGAAGGUGCAGGCAACCAAGAAAAAGACUGGAAAGGCCUAACCUCCCAGAAUGCAAAUAUCUCAAGUGGAAGUUGGACUACUGAUAUUCUACCCAUGACCAGAGUUACUGAUGCUUUGCGUUAUUCUUGGAAUGCUGGCCCUGGAGCAGAUGGGAAUUGGGUCCUGGAUUUGGAGACCCAGAGCCAUGUGAAAAAGGAGACUGAUAUGCCUUUGGACAGUCAGCCUGAAGACCUAACAAAAGAAGGUAUGGCAGAGGAAGGAGUAAAAAGAACUGGGCAUACAACUGAUGACCUCAAGCUGAAUCGACACAAUUCCGAGGAAGAGGUCAUUGAAACUUUUGCAUCUUUACAGCCUGAGGCAGAAACCACUGGACUUUGUGGUUCAUCAUUUUCUGCUGUGCAUGGGGAUGUUACAGGACUGGACCAUGAUCUACCAGCAGAACCUAUUCCUGCAUCCCAUCCACAACCAGUAGAUCAAGAAGCAAAAGACUCUAGAAAUGGCAGUGAUGCAAAACAUUGUGUUAGCGCUGAAGAUAGUGAGAACAGUUCUCUUAGCCCUGAGCCUGAUUCGGUUUCAGAGACAGACAAGGCCAUGGUUUCAACCUGUGAAAACAUUCCAGCUGUCAAAGAAGCAGAACAGACUGUGAAUGUGGAAAUUCAGUUUUUUGAAGUCCGUACGCAGCUAGCUGCUUCCCCAGAGUUGGCCAUAUUCAAUGCCAAAAUAGAAGAACUUCCACUUCAGAUUGCAGCAUGUGAAAAACUGUUUUUCUCGACAGAUCUUUGUCACUCUCCUUUGAGCAAUAGCUCAGGAAGGCAGGAAGCAAACCUUUCUCAAAAAUCAGGUCACCUUUCUUCAGCUGUCCCAAGACCUGCUGAGAUUGCUUCUAAAAGCAGCCUUCUUGAUAAUGAUGCUGGGGAUCAGUCAGGAAGCAUGGAAGUGGUGGAAGAAAGCAAAGCUUCAGAUGAGGUUGUCCAGACACAGACAAAAUCAAUUUCUGCCAAGCCAGUCAGGUUCACUAUUGCUCCAGCUUGGCAGAGGUCUCUCUCAGGAGGUUCAGGUUCUGUGGACAGCACUUGCCCUAGAAGCUCUCCUUCUUCUCCCAUAAAGCCAGAACUGUUUGAAGGAAUACCUCAGUUAGACUUAGAUUUGCCAGGGUGUUUAUUUAGCAGCCCAGAAAGACUUGAUAAGGGUGAUAGAAACACACAUUCUGCAACUGAGCAGCCCAAGGAGGAAUUGCAGGGCCGUGAGAGCCCAUUUGGGGUUAAGCUGAGGAGAACAUCUUCUUUACUCAAAUACCAAACAGAAAAGCAGCGACAGGAGCCACCAAAGAAGUUUCCGUCGUCAGUUUCUGGACCCUCCUCUGUCUUUGUCAAAGAUGAGCCAAAGUCACCAGUUUCUGAAACUCCAGCUCCAAAGAUUAUAGGUAGCACUAAAGCUGUGCUUGCAAAAUCUGGCUUCCAGGAAGAGAAGACUCCCCUCAAGGCCAAACCAGAGGAAGGGAUGACAAAGCAGCUGAUAAGCAAACCUUCAGACCAAAGCCCAGCAGCACCUUUGGAAACCCCAUCAUCAGAACCAGCAUGGAUUUCAAUGGCAAAGCUAAAGAGGAGAGGUUUCCAGGGCCAUCCUCUUGCCAAAGGGCAAAAAACAGACGAGGACCUCAUAACCAAAGCAGAACAAGAGGAGAAAAAGCAUGCUUGUAUUUCACAGCUGGAAAAGCAGCUGAAUCUUACUGGUCAGAACUUACUGAAAAGCAGCAGCCCUUACCAUCUGUGUGCACUUGAGAGUAAAAUACAACCAAAGAUGACAAUAUCAGCUACAAAAGUAAGGCCUAUCAGAGCAGCCUCUCAGGAAGUCCAUCACGUGGAAAAAGAAGUGAGGACACUGCCAAGCCUGCCUCUCUCAUCAUGUAGUCCUGCUGAACCACCCUGGCUUUCUCUGGCCAAGAAAAAGGCCAAAGCUUGGAGUGAGAUGCCUCAAAUUGUGCAGUAACCAUCCAGGAGACCCUUGUCCACACUGCCAAUAGUUGAAUUACUAAUGUAUACUAAUGGCUUCAUUGGGAACGUUGUUUUUUAGAGGUUUAAUGGGAUGAAUGGGAUAGUUUGCUGACAGCAGCGGAAGGAGGAAGUGAAAGGGAACAAAGGAGCCAUCUUUUAACAUGUAGCCAUCCUAAAAAGAAUUUCUGCCACAUGUUUAGCCUGAGGGUAACCCCUGGAAUUGAUACACUGAAUGUUUUCACUGUGAUGAAAUUAAUGCUCCAGGAAUGGUCAGCUGUAUGUCAUAAGGUCAGAGACUCACCAAGAAGGAUCUAGAAGGUUUAUCACUCUUUCUCCUUCCAAAGACAAUAUUUUCAAGGCACUGUGAACAGUAAUCCUCCAGCAAAUAGCCUGCACCAGAAUUUUGGAGUUGCCUACUUUCCUAUGAAAUCUGGAUUGAAUGGCUGAAGAUAAGAAUGGAUGUCAAGCUGUUGCUUUUGUUGGGUCUCCAAAGUUCAUUUCUUCACCACAAGCACAACAUCAGUGCCAGCACUGGUGCCUAUUAUUCACAUGUCAGAUGCUGACCACAACAUUUUUAUAUCUACUGCUCCUUCACUUUCUAUUGAACAAGACAUGGUAGUACAAGGGGAUCCACAGUGCAAAUUGAUGUAGAUGUUUCCAAUAUGCUCCUCCAUCUAGUGCUAGGGAGGGAAUUUUUUGAACUCUGUUCCAGGGGUAGGCAACCUUUUUGAGCUGGGGACGGGGUUGCUGUUUCUCAGGCGACUGGGGGGCCGAAGCUGGGGGUGGAGCUUCAACCCUCUGGGGUGGGGCC
Messenger RNA from Sceloporus undulatus (fence lizard), 3942 nucleotides. Its product is annotated as KIAA1210 ortholog. The record is from RefSeq and is a predicted model, not a curated record. The transcript has 12 exons. NCBI's taxonomy places the organism in Eukaryota, Metazoa, Chordata, Lepidosauria, Squamata, Phrynosomatidae. The coding region runs from base 265 to 3126 and encodes 953 amino acids.